GGCCAGAGUGUUAAUCGGCAAGGUUUGGUGGCAGUGGGUUUAGUGACAGUUGACAGGGUUUAGUGUCGGUGGGUUUACUGACAGUGUGCAGUGUUAAGAGUCAGUGGGUUUAAGUGACAGUAGGCAGGGUUUAGGGUCAGUGGGUUUAGUGACAGUUUGCAGUGUUUAGUGACAGUGGGUUUAGUGACAGUUUGCAGUGUUGAGAGUCAGUGGGCGUAGUGACAGUAUGCAGUGUUCAGAGUCAGUGGGUUUAAGUGACAGUAUGCAGGGUUUAGAGUCAGUGAGUUUAGUGACAGUAUGCAGGGUUUAGUGACAGUGGGUUUAUUGACAGUUUGCCGUGUAGAGUCAGCGGGUGUAGUGACAGUAGGCAGGGUUUAGAGUCAGUGGGUUUAGUGACAGUGUGCAGUGUUGAGAGUCAGUGGAUUUAAUGACAGUGGGCUGGGUUUAGAGUGAGUGGAUUUAAAUUUAAUGACAGUGGGCAGGAUUUCGUGUCAGUGGGUUUGGUUUAAAGUCAGUGGGUUUAGUGUCAGUGAGUUGGGUUUAGAGUCAGUGGCCCUGAGGUAAUUCCGUUCACAGAAGGGAAGGAGAAUGGCGUUAGCUCGCACUGUGGUAUCUGCUGCCUGGCUGGCCAAGGCAAUCAGCAGCGCUAAGGCCGGACCGUUGCGGGUCUUGGACUCCUCCUGGUAUUUGCCAAAAAUGCAGCGGGACGGCAGGAAGGAGUUCAAGGAGAAGCACAUCCCCGGCGCUACCUUCUUCGACUUGGACGAAUGCAGCGACCGCUCCGCCCCUUACGACCACAUGAUGCCCGGACAGGAGCUUUUCUCCCGAUACUUGGCCAACCUGGGCAUCUGCAACGACACCCACGUCGUCAUCUACGAUGCCAGUGAUUUCGGACUGUUUUCUGCCCCCCGGGUCUGGUGGAUGUUCCGGGCUUUCGGUCACAGCCGGGUGUCGGUGCUGGAUGGCGGCUUUAUCAAUUGGCGCAGGGAGGGUCUCCCGGUCACUUCGGAACUGCAGGACUACCCCGUGGCUGAGUACAAGGCAAAAACCAAACCCCAGGUCAAAAGUUACCAGGAGAUCCUGGACAACAUCCAGAGCAAACAGUUCCAGCUGGUGGAUGCCAGGCCUGAGGGCAGAUUCAAAGGCACCGAGCCUGAACCCAGAGAAGAUAUUGAACCUGGGCACAUCCCCGACAGUAUCAGUAUCCCCUUUGAGACCUUCAUGGAUCCAGAGACUCUCAGGAUGAAGAGUGAGAAGGAGCUGCAGUGCUUGUUUGAGGAUCAUAAUGUCGACCUGAAGAAACCACUGGUAGGGACGUGUAGUAUCGGGAUCACUGCCUGUUUUGUUGCCCUUGGUGCCCAAAUCUGUGGGAAAGAAAAUGUGAUGAUCUACGAUGGCUCCUGGCAAGAGUGGUUCACCCGAGCUGACCCCAGUCACAUUAUCUCGGAGAGAAAGGAGAAAGUCAAAUAGGCAGCACUGAAAGCAAUGUUUUAGAUUGUGCUGUUCCCGUACCAAAAUUAGUAGAUAAUUUGAGAGUCAUUCUUAAAUUUUAUUUGACUAACCAACGAAUCUAUCUUUUAUUGUGUUGGAGGUAAGAGGAGAAGG
Molecule: messenger RNA, 1605 nt
Organism: Chiloscyllium plagiosum (whitespotted bambooshark)
Lineage: Eukaryota; Metazoa; Chordata; Chondrichthyes; Orectolobiformes; Hemiscylliidae
Source: RefSeq, a predicted model, not a curated record